AUGAACAUAAAUGAUGCUCAACUCUUUCUGGCACCUAAAUUGAACCACGCCGCUCUCCGCCAAUCUAAGCAGUCGAACAACCGACUUUCCAAAACAAUUCAUUAUCUUUGCUUUUCAUUCAUUCAUUCAUUCACUCUUUCUUUCUUUCUUUCUUUUUCUUUCAUUCAUUCAUUCUUUCUUUCUUUCUUUCAUUCAUUCAUUCUUUCAUUGAUUCAUUCUUUCUUUCAUUCAUUCAUUCUUUCUUUAAUUCUUUCUUUCAUUCAUUCUGUCUUUCCCUGUUUCUUCUCGCUCGCUCGCUUGCUUGAUUUAAUCUGUUUCGUUCGCUUUCACACGAACGGCCUUGUGGCACCCAAAUUGAGCCACGCCGCUGUCUGCCAGUCCAACAAGUCGAACAACCGAGUUCCCAAAACAAUUCAAUAUCUUUGCUUUUCUUUCUUUCUUUCUUUCUUUCUUUCUUUCUUUCUUUCUUUCUUUCUUUCUUUCUUUGAGUUGUGUUUGAGCCCUCGAACUUUUUCGAAGCGCCUUGAUUUCUUCUUUCCUUAUUUUUCCUUAAUCUCCUUUUUUCUUUCCUUUAUUUCUUUUCCCAUCACUUGUAACAUUUUCUUCAUCUCUUUCUUUCUUUCUUUCUUUCUUUCUUUAUUUAUUUAUUUAUUUAUUUAUUUAUUUAUUUAUCUUUCUCUCCUUUUUUACAUAGCCUUCUUUGCUUUCAACAUUUCCUCAAUCUCCUUUUUUCCCUUCCUUCCCUUUCCCAUCACUUCUAAUAUUUCUUUCUUUCUUUCUUUUUUUCUUUCUUUCUUUCUUUCUUUAUUUGCAACUCUCUCUCUUCAGUUUUAA
This is a messenger RNA of Acanthosepion pharaonis, 834 nucleotides long. The record is from the annotation of a GenBank genome assembly. Lineage: Eukaryota; Metazoa; Mollusca; Cephalopoda; Sepiida; Sepiidae.